CGCGCGGACGCCGCCAAAGCCGCGGCAGCCACCAGAAGCGACUGCCGGAAGAGCGCAAGAGGGGCGGUGCCAAGCGGCGAACCACGGAAGUAGUCAUCCUCCGGACCUCGGAAGUUCUCGCCCAUGCUCGCCUAGCAGUUCCGGUGAAGCUCCCGGAGUUUGUUUACGUUCCGAGCAGACCUAGCGGUUGGCUUCUCCGACUCAGACGCCAAGAUGGGGAAGUCAUUCGCCAAUUUCAUGUGUAAGAAGGACUUCCAUCCUGCGUCCAAAUCCAACAUCAAGAAGGUAUGGAUGGCAGAACAGAAAAUAUCGUAUGAUAAAAAGAAACAAGAAGAAUUAAUGCAACAGUACCUUAAAGAACAGGAGUCGUAUGAUAACAGAUUGCUUAUGGGAGACGAGCGUGUGAAGAAUGGCCUGAAUUUCAUGUAUGAGGCCCCACCAGGAGUUAAGAAAGAAAACAAAGAGAAAGAAGAAACGGAAGGAGAGACAGAGUACAAGUUUGAAUGGCAGAAAGGCGCUCCGAGAGAAAAAUAUGCCAAAGAUGACAUGAACAUCAGAGAUCAGCCCUUUGGUAUUCAGGUUCGAAAUGUAAGGUGUAUUAAAUGUCACAAGUGGGGCCAUGUGAACACAGAUCGAGAGUGUCCCUUGUUUGGUCUUUCUGGGAUCAAUGCAAGUUCAGUUCCUACUGAUGGCUCAGGGCCGUCGAUGCACCCCUCGGAGCUAAUAGCGGAGAUGAGAAACAGUGGGUUUGCACUGAAACGAAAUGUACUGGGGAGAAACUUGACCGCAAAUGAUCCAUCACAGGACUAUGUCGCAAGUGACUGUGAAGAAGACCCUGAAGUUGAGUUCUUAAAGUCGCUCACCACCAAGCAGAAGCAGAAGCUCCUCAGGAAAUUGGAUAGACUUGAAAAGAAAAAAAAGAAAAAGAAAAGUGAUAAGAAAAAGAAGAAGUUACAGAAGAGCAAAAAUAAGCACAAAAAACGUAAAACCAAAUCCCCUUCCUCUUCUUCCUCUUCCUCCUCUUCCUCCUCCUCCUCUUCCUCCUCCUCGGAGACAUCAGAUAGCAGCAGUGAGAGUGAUAACAAAGAAAAGAAAAGAGAGAAAGAAAAGAGGAAGAAAAAGAAGAAAACCAAACGUUCUGAAAGUGAACCCAGCGACUGUAAGGAGGACACGUCUAAGAACAUGCUUUAUAAAGAACUUUCCAGCAGUCAUAGCGACAGGGGAAAAGCCCAGGAAAAAUUAAGGUUUCCAAAACAAGAGAGUUCAGGGGAGAAUAGCAUGUGGGUCCAUUCUGCUGCUGACCGGACAUCCAGAAGCCACCGGCACAGUCCAGAGAAGAAAGGGUCUGACAGAAAUCGGGGAAUCCGAAGUCGGAGCCGUAGCCGGACUGAGAGCAGCCGGCGAAGCGGAAGCAGGAGUCCUUGCCGUCAGAAGCACAGGGAGGUGAGGAGCCGGACACACCGGAGCCCUAGUGAAGAGCAGAAGGGAAGAAAGGGCACCAGAAGCCAUGGUGAAGGUGACCAUAGAAGAGAGCGUGUGCGCUGAGCGCCCAGGAGAUAAAGGGAGAGGAAGCAGGCUCAACAGAGCUGCGGAGCAACCACCUGGGCAUCAAGGACAUCUUUAGCAAGGGCUAACAUACACAUUGUUAUCUAAUAAAAAAAAAGUCAGUUCAUUUUCCAUCUCUGUAAACUGUUGUUUCAAGUAUUAAAGCACGGUUGUACCACAAACUUACGUUUGCAGAUAUUUACAGGGAAUUUAGGGGAUACAAGUGGUGUUUGUUUUGUUGUUGUGGUGGUGGUGGUGGUGGUGGUUUUCUUGUUGGUAGUUGUUUCUUCUGCCUUGAACCAGAUUUAAAAUAUGUACGUAAUUCUUGUGAUUUUGUUGUUGUUUUGAAACACCAUUAAAACAGUGACAGAAUCUUGAAUAAUUAUCAAUUCAAAUUUGUUAUUUUUAGAUUUGAAUAUGCUUGAAGCAAAAUGUAAUCAUUGUUGAAACUGACUAGGGUGAAUAAAAUACUGGAUAUCAAAAAGUGUGUCCUUAAGACUUUAAAAGUAUGAUAUUUAUAAUUGGAUGUCCUGUUAUUUGUCUAUGUUGGCAAACAAAAUAACUUCAAACUUAACAGUUGUGAAAAUCAGAAUUCUGGCAUAGGUCUCACUAGGAUAAGAUGAAGGCAUGGGAAGAAUGUCUUCCUUCUGAAAAUCCAUGGUGCCCAGUUUUGGUGGCUGGCUCCCUUUUCUAACAAAGAGAACUCCCCUGUUUCCAAGUCCUGGAGUCAGUCUGACACUAACCACACCCUCCUUCAUUUGGUAAGGACCCUGUGAGUAUAGCCUGUCCGCAUUUAAGAUCAACUGAUUAUCAACCUUAACUUUGCACCUGAAAAUGUAACAUAUUCAUGGCUUCCAGGGGUUGGAAACAUGUAUAUCUUGGGGGGGAGUGUUAUUCUGCCUCCUCCCACAAUAGCCUUUCUGGGCAAAGUUUUUCUUCAGGAGGUAAAACAUAUUACAAAGAAAUAAUGUAAACUAGAUAUUUUGUAUUUAAAGGUGUAUGUUGGGAGUGGAGGGGUUCCUCUUUGAGACAGGGUCUCCCAUUACUAUGUAGCCCUUGCUAGCCUGAAACUCACUAUGUAGACCAAGCCAACAUAUAAGGUGUUUUGUUUUUUUAAAAAAACGUAUCUAUACAUUUUGCCAUAUGUUCCAAAGGAUUAGGAAAAGAGAAAACUAUGGAAAAUUUCAAUAAAAAUUGCAGAUAAUAUGCAACUAGAACUUUUCUGCAUAUUGUGAAUGUGUUAUUCUUAAAUCAGGGUUUUAUUUUUUAUAGCAUCUCUUGUCUAGUACAAAAAUGAUUUAGAUGGCCAUCACAACUUCCAAGUACUGUAAGAAAAUAAAUUUGGAAGGAGUUCAAACUAUUGCAUAUCUAAUACUUCUGUAUGCACACGAACAGAUGUCCUGUGAUGUAGCUGCAUCUACGAUGUAAAUAGUCCUUUGAUUAUGCACAUGAAGGGAACUAGAGAGGAGCUGAACUCCUUCCCAUAUCCUUUACUAUCUCAGCACACCUCAGAUCCUACUCCUUCACUUAGAAAAGCAUGCAUUUGAAAUUGAUAAAGGCUAAUUUACACCGAGUUCAUCAGUGUUGCAGUGAUUAUUUCCUGCCGUACACCUUUUUAGACUUUAUAAUUUUUGUAAUGUCAAAACCUAUGCAAUACUUACUGCCUUAAAAGAGGGUUCCAAACCAUAUAGUGUUCAUGAAGAAAAGACGUUGAAAUGCAUCCUAUAAUUAAGAAUGAAUUAAAGAAAUACACUUUCUUAUACUUUUGACUUUCACCAAAAUGUGAUACCACCCUUAACUUUACAAGGUAGCCCCUAAGGUUUUUAUUUUAAUCUCUAAUUUAAUCCUUCCUGUUGAGAAUAUUAAAACAUAAGGGAAUAAUUUUAAAAGGGCUAAUCUUACCCACCCAAUUCUAAGAGAAAUUUCCCAGUGGUUACAGAUCAUGUGCAUCUGCAGUUUAGGUUUGGGCCUUGGCCACCCACAGAUGCUAGACAACCGCAAUGGGCCUGUUCUAACUUACAGAUGGAAGGGGAGGCAUUCUCACACACAAAAACAUGGAAUAACGGCUCACUGUGUCUGCAUGUGCUGGCGAUACUGAGGGAUGGGACUGGGCAUGAUCGAGAAAGUAGCCAAAGAAGAAUCCUCUAAAUUCAAUUAAUCCAAAGGAAACUCCACAAAUCCAGACAUGAAAGAUGUCAUUCUUCUUACCCUUAAUAGAGAAACUCUUUUAAAUAAAUCUGGGUACUCGCGACAUUUUUUUCCCUCGAUCUGAACCUGUAUGCAAAGGUAUUGGACAAAUUUUGAAUUUUAGGGACAUGCUCCAAUUCUCCCUAGCCUGUUUAACGCAACGCUGACGUGAUAAUUCCUGUAGGAGGCACUGUCGAUUUACAAAUGACCAGGGGAAAGCGGGUGGUUAGGUUGGGGUUUGUUUAUCUGGAUGUCUACAUAGUAAAUUAGUCAUAAUUUCUUUUAAUAAUUGCCCAAAUAGGCAGAAGCUGCUGCGGCAGGAAGGCUCACCUUGUAGUGUGACAUGGAUCUUCUUUGAAUUAUGCAGUUGCAAUAUGAAGAAAGCUUUUUUAAUCUGAAAGGUUGUGGAGAGAUCUUUCUUCCAAUGAGGCCACAGGAUCCGAUCAGUACCGCUGUUGCAGCAGGCGUUUUUCGAUUUCAAUCACAAAAUUUAGUAUCCUCACAGGCUAUUUUAUGCUUCUGACCUACUGGCCAAGAUGCUGGUGAAGGCCUCUCAGUUAGGCCGCGUCCUCCACACCCUGUGCUGAAGCCCGAGGAGCAGGCGAACACAUACUUUCGAUCUUAUUUGGGUUUUCUGAGAAGAUACAUUUACUACAGUUACCACUUCCUGACAAGUGUUAACCAGUCUGCAAUGGCGGCCUUUGCCACAGGGUCAGAUCUGAAAGUGCCCUGAGAACUGAGCGCUUCCCUGACUUGAAGUUUUCUACUACCCGGUUCCUGAGGCAGAAAAGGGAGCAGAGAAUUCCUAUCACCUUCCUUCCCUCCUCGCUUCACCUCACACUUAGCACCCCAGAGCCCCACGAUGCACCUAAUACUGUAGAGAAGUGCGGACUGGGACGCGAAGGUCUGAUUGUAAUAGAUUUGACCGAACUGCCCACUAGUCGUCUACCCGCGACUCAAGACAGGGAAAACCUCUAGCCUUUGCUUGGCAGCGGCUUUUGGGGUGCCGAGGCCUUCGGAGCCGGUCAGAACUCCACUUGAAAGGGUAUCACACGGAACCCAAAGGAUAGGCUGAUCAGGUGUCGCCAGGCCAUCCGUAGAUGCCAGGGCACACCGCAUUCUCUGGGACUUUUCCGGGAUUCUCGCCUGGCAACCAGGGACACAGCACACAGAGAGAAGCUGGGGAUUUGGGGGCUCACAACCGUCCAUGUUCCGUCCACAAGCCUUUCAAAAAAGGGUCAGCUUAGCUUUUUGCAUGGGUUCCCUGGCGCUGGCCCGCGGUGGCCCAAACCCAACCAGAAGACACUCCCAGGCCCCUCCGAGAGGCUGCAGCGCCCCCGAGGGCCUGGACCUUGCCUCCCUGUCCAUGCUGAAGCUUGCCCGGCCUCCCUCGUGUGUCCCCUGCGCGAGUCGCAGGACGCACUCGCCCGCCUUGGCUUGGAAGGCAAGAGAAUUUUUCUGCUCACUAGGGCUCCACAGGUGAAGACCGCGCUUAGGGAAGCCAAUGCUAAUCUCUAGCUCCUGGCGCAAAAGAAGAAAAUGCCAACUCUCCUAGCAAUUGACAAAAAGAAAGCGGACUGAGGGAGUCUCACUCUAUCUCUGCAUUUCUUUCAUCAAUGAAUCGCCCUGAAGUGGCAAGAUGCCUGCGAAACAAUGCAAAAUCCACAGUGAAUUUCCAAAGAGAAAGAAGGCUACCGUCUGGGAAAACCUACAGCUCAAACGUUAAGCUUUCCCGGAUCCUGGCCAACUGACUCUGGAGGAAUGUGUCCCCACGGACAUUUAGAAAUCUUAAGAGUUCCAACCACCGUACAUAUUUAUACCAAUAAUAUAUGGGGAGGCAAGUCUGUAUGUAUUUACCUCAUACAUAUUUCUAUAAACUCCAGCGUCUGGAAAGGGUGGGGGGUAAAUAGCACUGAACGGUUAAAAUUAUGGAGAAGGGAUAAUAACUGAUUACUAAUUUGAAAGUAAAUAAACAGGUGACUUUUUCAGAUCAAAUUCCUCCUUGGAUCGUUACAAUAAAUAUCUCUGAA
Mus caroli (Ryukyu mouse) is the source of this 5762-nucleotide messenger RNA. It is a transcript of the gene Cirsr, whose product is annotated as corepressor of RBPJ and splicing regulator. Gene Ontology annotation, biological process: negative regulation of DNA-templated transcription. The record is from RefSeq and is a predicted model, not a curated record. Gene Ontology annotation, cellular component: nucleus. Gene Ontology annotation, molecular function: transcription corepressor activity. Lineage: Eukaryota; Metazoa; Chordata; Mammalia; Rodentia; Muridae.